Anthostomella pinea is the source of this 975-nucleotide messenger RNA. The record is from the annotation of a GenBank genome assembly. Lineage: Eukaryota; Fungi; Ascomycota; Sordariomycetes; Xylariales; Xylariaceae.
AUGGCUGCCCACAACUACUUCUACGGUGAGGACAAGGCGCCAAAGGUUCGGCAGGACCAGGAAGGUCUCGAGCUCGCUCCGGCAGGCCUGGAAGUUGUACCCCGAGAAUACCCUCGAGAAUACCCCCAAGAGUACCCCCGAGAAUACCCUCUCGACUUAUCACCAAAGCACGACUAUUCGACGAAGUCUCCGGUCGAAUGGACCGCGACCACUCAAUGGACGGCAUCAGGUUGGAGUGACUCUGAGCAUGGCACACAAGCUCGCGCAGCCGAGACAGCUCCCGCUCCCGCCCCCGCUCCCCCGGGAAAGGACGAGCGCAAGCGGCAGCGGAAGCUAAUAUGUGGGCUGACGGUGCCGGUAUUCUGGGCGCUACUCGUUUUCCUCGUCGUCGUGCUAGCGGCCGGCAUAGGCGGUGGUAUCGCCGGGGGCAUAGCAGUACAGCGUAAUGCCGACUCCUCAUCCCCCACCGGCGCCAAUGGUACAUCCACGACACCAUCAUCAGCGACGUCAUCGCCAACAGCAUCGUCAUCAGCAGCGGCAUCAUCAGCGACAGCCGACGCCACGACCCCCACGGACGGCGGCUGCUGGGGCAUAGAUGGCAAGACUUACAUGCCCUACGCGGUCGACGGAAGCGAUAUCCCGCUAGAGGCCGGGCUGGCAGGGCAACAGUUCGAGCAGCAAUGCGGAACCAACUGGGUGUCAUCGGACAGCACAGGAACGCACGAUAUCAUGCGCAUCUUCAUGCCCACCCUCGAGACCUGCAUCGAGACCUGCGCCGAGUACAACGCUGGGUAUCGGGCAAGCGUGCAGGCGGGCGUCGCAGUCGGUGGCGGCUACUGUCGCGCCGUGUCCAUCACCAAGGCGCAGGCUGGCUUCUGUCUUUUGAAGAAUGGAACUGGGACCAAUGAUACUUCCGGCCAACCAGACCGCUACUCCAGCGCUGUGCUGACUACCCUCAUAAGUGGGGAUAUAUAG